Molecule: messenger RNA, 2094 nt
Organism: Neoarius graeffei (lesser salmon catfish)
Lineage: Eukaryota; Metazoa; Chordata; Actinopteri; Siluriformes; Ariidae
Gene: prkcg
Product: protein kinase C, gamma
Exons: 16
Coding region: 1-2094 (697 amino acids)
Biological process (GO): protein phosphorylation
Molecular function (GO): diacylglycerol-dependent serine/threonine kinase activity; zinc ion binding; ATP binding
Source: RefSeq, a predicted model, not a curated record
AUGUCUACACCAGUCUCUCCAUCUCCUUCUCUUUCGCCACUGUCCCUGUCCUCUCCUUCUCCCUCUCCCUCCUCUUCUCCUUUGCCCUCUCCCCUCUCUCCUCCCCCCAGACUUCCAGUCUUCCAGAGGAAAGGAGCACUCAAGCACAAGAGGAUUGUAGAAGUGAAAGACCAUCAGUUCACAGCCCGCUUCUUCAAACAGCCCACCUUCUGCAGCCACUGCACAGACUUCAUCUGGGGUAUAGGAAAACAAGGAUUCCAGUGCCAAGUUUGCAGUUUUGUGGUGCACAAACGCUGUCACGAGUUUGUCACUUUUACAUGUCCUGGAAGCAUCACUGCACCUAAAGCAGAGGAUCUGAAGAGUAAACACAAGUUUAAGAUACACACUUACUCCAGUCCAACCUUCUGUGAUCACUGUGGUUCUCUGCUCUAUGGCCUCAUUCACCAGGGCAUGAAAUGCACCAGCUGUGAAAUGAACGUUCAUAAGCGAUGUGAGAACAGUGUACCCAGUCUAUGCGGGCAUGACCACACUGAAAAAAGAGGACGGAUCCACCUGAGCGUGCGUGGAGAGAAGGAGGAUAUAUAUGUCACAGUACGUGAAGCACGGAAUCUGAUUCCCAUGGACCCUAAUGGCCUGUCUGACCCCUAUGUGAAGCUCAAACUUAUUCCUGACCCCAAGAGCCACAGCAAGCAGAAAACCAAGACUAUUCGUUCCACUCUAAACCCCGUCUGGAAUGAAAGCUUUGUCUUUUCAGUGAGAGGCAGGCAGUGGGACAGGCGCUUAUCAAUAGAGAUAUGGGACUGGGAUCGCACUUCACGGAAUGACUUCAUGGGAGCUCUGUCCUUUGGAGUGAGUGAGAUCUUUCGUCGUCCUGUUAGCGGAUGGUUUAAACUGCUCAACCAGGAUGAAGGAGAGUACUACAAUAUCCCUGUACCUGAUCCAGACCUACAGGAGCCAGACUCUGCUGUCUCUCCCUCUCUUCCGCCUGCUCCUGUUACUGUUCCCACACCUGUGCCUGCUGUCACCCCACCUGUUGUGAGUCCUGGACCCACCAGCUUGCCAGUAGGAAAGGGCCGAGUUGGACUACAUGACUUCAACUUCCUUAUGGUGCUAGGCAAGGGCAGCUUUGGCAAGGUGAUGCUAGCCGAGGAAAGAGGGAGCGACCGCUUGUUUGCAGUGAAGGUGCUGAAGAAAGAUGUGCUGUUUCAGGAUGAAGACACGGAGAGUGCCAUGGUGGAGCGGAGAGUUCUGGGAUUGAGUGGCCGUCCACACUUCCUUACAUCUCUCUUUUGCGCCUUCCAGACUGAGGAUCGCCUGUACUAUGUCAUGGAAUAUGUGAAUGGUGGAGAUCUAAUGUUUCAUAUUCAGAUUGUUGGAAAAUUUAAAGAGCCCCAUGCUGCAUUCUAUGCAGCAGAGAUAGCUGUGGGUCUCUUCUUCUUGCAUAGCAAAGGCAUCAUCUAUAGAGAUCUGAAACUGGAUAAUGUGCUGUUAGACAGUGAGGGCCACAUAAAGAUUGCUGAUUUUGGGAUGUGCAGAGAAGGCAUGAUGGAGGGAGACACCACACGGACGUUCUGUGGCACUCCGGACUACAUUGCUCCUGAGAUUGUAGCAUAUCAGCCAUAUGGUAAAGCAGUAGACUGGUGGUCAUAUGGGGUUCUCCUCUAUGAGAUGCUGGCUGGGCAGCCUCCAUUUGAUGGGAUCGAUGAAGAGGAGUUGUUCCAGUCCAUCAUGGAGCAAAGCGUAUCGUAUCCGAAGACUCUGUCUCGUGAGGCUGUUGCCAUUUGCAAAGGGCUUUUGACCAAGAAUCCAGCGAAGCGUCUGGGUGGGGGAGAGGAUGCAGAAAGAGAGAUACGUGAGCAUCCUUUCUUCCGCUGGAUAGACUGGGACAGACUGGAGAGACUGGAGAUUCAACCACCAUUCAAGCCCAGGCCUGGAGGGAAAAAAGGAGAAAAUUUUGACAAGUUUUUCACAGCUGCUUCCGCAGCCCUGACGCCCUCUGAUCCAGAUGUUCUUGCAGCCAUCGAUCAGGAAGAUUUCCAGGACUUUACCUACAUAAACCCUGAUUUCCCUGGCACCCCUCUCACUGCUGUCUGA